Messenger RNA from Symbiodinium natans, 270 nucleotides. NCBI's taxonomy places the organism in Eukaryota, Dinophyceae, Suessiales, Symbiodiniaceae. The record is from the annotation of a GenBank genome assembly.
AUGUACAUUUGCCCGUGGUUGUUGCUGGAAGCCUUUGGCUCCUCCCUCUACGAGCUGGACGAGGUGUCCGAAGUCUUCUCCAAGUCGACGCUCCAGGGACUUCUCUACGUGUCGGCACGUAGCACCUUGGACCCGGAGGAGGCUGUGAGCUUCCGGAAGGUUCUGUUUGGGCUGAUCCUGAAGAGAGUGGAGACCUGGCGCAACUCCUACUCUGGCCCUUACGAGCGCGGGCCCUUCCGUCGAGGGCUUUGGGCCUAUGGGGACGCUUAA